Entelurus aequoreus (snake pipefish) is the source of this 5201-nucleotide messenger RNA. It is a transcript of the gene cfap61, whose product is annotated as cilia and flagella associated protein 61. NCBI's taxonomy places the organism in Eukaryota, Metazoa, Chordata, Actinopteri, Syngnathiformes, Syngnathidae. The coding region runs from base 115 to 5016 and encodes 1633 amino acids. The record is from RefSeq and is a predicted model, not a curated record. The transcript has 26 exons.
CGCUUCUCAGCACGUUUUGUGACUACUCGUCACCAUAGUAACGAUGUUUGUUAGUGGGAAGUUCAACCCCUAAAGACUUGGUUAGGGCUUUUGCUGGAUGCGUUUUGUAACAAGAUGAGAAACAUAACUUCAAGCAGUGGACAAGUCGAAGGAGUGACGGCCAGGAGAAGUGAAUCAGCUGAUGCUGAGUGCAUCAACCGCCUUAUCACCCCCACGACUGAGGAGCUUUUUGGUCCAGUCAGCGUCCUACAUCUCCUGGAAAAAGCCAACCUGGCUGUGACGUUGGCCAAUGACAAAGGGGAGGUGGUGGCCCACGCGUCGUUCCUGGACUAUCCUGCUGGAGAUGUGGUGGAUGCUGCUCACUGGGAAACGUACCUGCACAAGCGCUUCCGAGCUGAGGCCUUCACACCAUGGAACACUCUCUUCAUACACCUGUUUGUGUCACAGCACAGCUUCACCACAGCAAGCUUUCACCACAUCAUGAGGGCAGUGUUCAACACCACAGCUGAGCUUGAAUUUGUGUGCCUGCUCAGCCCAACGUCCGUCUGCUUAGAACCAUGUCUGGAGGAAAUGUUUGAGCCUCUGCAGCGUCUUACAGUAGAAGCAGAAGAAGACGUCGAAGAAGAAGAAGCUCAGCUGUCAGUAUUGGUUUGUCACAGACGUAGAUUCUGUCCAAGACUUCUUAUUCGCCCUGCCAGAGUUGAAGACCACGAUGACGUCAUGCACAUUGUGGCAGAGCAGACCAAGCUGCUGUCCUUCAUGGACCAGCCUUACUUCCUGUCGGAGCUGAUUGAGGCUCAGGACGAGCAGAACCACGCUGCUGUGUGUGAGUGCGAUGGCGCUAUCACUGGGUUCAUCAGUGUCACUGCAGAGGUGGACGUGAGGACACUACAGCGACAUUUUGACUUAAGAGACUUUGAUUGGUUGUGCAAAGGUCAUCAAGAUGACAAUCUUGCAGAGCAGGCGGAAAAGGAUGCUGAAAAAAAAGUAGUAGAAAAAAAAGUAGAAGAAGGUGAAGGUACAGGAGAAGGUGAAAAAGUAGAAGAAGGUGAUGAACAAAGUGAAGAAGAAGAAGAAGAAGAAGAAGAAGAAGAAGAGUCUGCUUCAUGCUUGCAGGAGGAUUGUUUUGAAGGAACCUUAGGAGAAGCAAACACCUUCUGCAUCCAAUUCUUCUUCUCAGAAAAGAACUACGAGAUAAGAUCACUGGACUUUAUUCCAUACAUUUUCCAACUCUUCCCUGACUUGGACUUCUGCAUCAUCACAGUCCCCACAUUUUCUCCAGACUUCCCGCUCCUGCACAACUUUCUGAGAGUUCCUUCACGACGCAGCAGCUUGUUGCCCUCUGACCUCUACAUCCUACACCGUGAUGGGCUCAGGAGCGUCACGGUGCGAUCACUGACGCCCUCUGACCGGCCCGCUGUGUCUGACCUGGUCAUGGACCUGAGGCUGGGCCCUGCCCUGCUUAAGGACCUUGACCUCGUCUUUGACGCUCACACUGACCCAGUCACUUUGCAGGCCUUUGUGGUUGAGGUAGACAAUGAGGUCGUUGGCACGCUGAUCAUCAGAGACGAAGAGGAAAUGGAGUACAUUCGGGCUCGCUACAACAUUGAGAGCUUCAUCUACUUCAGCCAUCAUGGCGACAAGGAGCACGCUCAGGUCCGCCACUUUGUUCUCAAGCGUUGCUUCCAGCACUUCAGCAAACACUUGUUCAAGGAGACGCUGCGACUGGCCCACAAGUCCUGCCUGUACCACCGCGUGUACCCGCUCAGUGCCAGCCAGCAGGACUGCUGUGUCCAUCAUCUGGACUUCAUCUUCAACUGUGCCGUCCCCGUACGUCCAAGACGUCAGAUCAUUUACCCUCUGAAGGAGCUGGGUGCCAACGCUCCUGCCAGGAGCAUCACUGACCAACAGGCCCCGUUUGCUCUCGGCCUCAUCAGCCGCAAGCUGACCAUGGAGCCAAAGGUCACUGUCAAUGCCAGAAUUGUUCUGGUGGGGGCGUCAAACACGGGCCUGUCCUUCCUUGAGGUGCUUUGUUUCUGUCCCCACCUAAGAUUCAACAACCUCACCCUCAUCUCAACGCAUGGUUUCCCUGACAACAGCAGCCUCCAAGGUGCAAAGUUCCUGUCCACAAGCCAUGCCUACAGCAGCGGAGACCUGCAACUGUUGCCACUACGCUCCUGCGUCACAGAGAUCGCCGCCAAGAUGGUCGCCAUUGACAGGAAGUCCAAACACGUGCUGGUGUCCAGCGGUGCUAAGGUUCCCUACGAUUACCUCGUCCUCUGCACCGGCCUGCAGUACCAAGUUCCAUGUCCAACACUACUGGAUCCGAACCAGGAGGACACAAACGAGCAUCAACAAGGGCUGUCCUGCCCCUCCAGGUACACCGGGCCGGUACCGUCGAAUUUCUUCACUCUCAACGACCAACAUGACUGUGCAACCGCCCGCCAAUGGCUGCUUGACAACUUUACGAGGAAGAAAGAUAACGCUAUUGUCUACGGAAACAGCAUUGAUGUCUUCACCACCGUGGAGACGUUGCUCCGUCUUGGAGUGCGAGGUGCCUGUAUUCACCUGGUCCUGCCUCCUCUGGAACGUGUCAUUUGCAGUAACCCGCCUCCCGACGCUGAGAUGUCCAAUGGCCCGCCUCCUGACUCUGACUUGUCCAAUGACCUGCCUCUUGACUCUGAUGCAUCCAAUGACCCGCCUACCAACUCUGAUGCAUCCAAUGACCCGCCUCCCAACUCUGACACAUCCAAUGACCUGCCCCCUGACUCGUUCAGUGACCCGCCUACCAACUCUGAUGCAUCCAAUGACCCGCCUCCAAACUCUGACGCAUCCAAUGACCCGCCUCCCAACUCUGACACAUCCAAUGACCUGCCCCCUGACUCGUCCCAUGACCCGCCUCCUGACUCGUCCAUUGACCCACUUCUUGAUUUAUCCAAUGUCAUGCUUCCUGACUCUGACGCAUCCAAUGACCCGCCUCCCAACUCUGAUGCAUCCAAUGACCCACUUCCCGACUCUGCUGCAUUCAAUGACCCGCCUCUCAACUUUGACGCAUCCAAAGACUCACCUCUUAACUUUGAUGCAUUCAAUGACCCACUUCCUGACUCUCACAUGUCCAAUGACCCGCAACCUGACUCUGGCGCAUCCAGUGACCCACCACCUGACUGUGACGCAUCCAAUGACCCGCCUUCUGACUCUGAUGCAUCCAAUGACCUGCCUCCUAAAUGUGACACAUCAAAUGACCCGCCUCCUGACUCUGACACAUCUCGUGAUCCACCUCCUGAUUGUGACGCAUCCAACUUUGAGGCAUCCAAUGACCCGCCUCCGGACUCUGACUCGUCCAAUGACCCACCUCCUGACUCUACCACAUCCAAUGACCCACCUCCCAAAUCUGUCACAUCUAAUGACCCACCUCCUGACUCUGACACAUCCAAUGACCCACUUCCCUAUUCUGACGCAUCCAAUGACCCACCUUCCAAUGACCCACUUCCCGAUUCUAACGCAUCUAAUGACCCACCUCCUGACUCUGACACAUCCAAUGACCCACUUCCCAAAUCUGACGCAUCCAAUGACCCACCUUCCAAUGACCCACCUCUCGAUUCUAACGCAUCCAAUGACCCACCUCCCGACUCUGAAGCGUCCAAUGACCCGCCUCCUGACUCUGACUUAUCCAAUGACCCACCUCCCGACUCUGAAGCGUCCAAUGACCUGCCUCCUGACUCUGACUCAUCCAAUGACCCACCUCCUGAUUCUAACGCAUCCAAUGACCCACCUCCCAAUUCUAACGCAUCUAAUGACUCCCCUUCCGAUUCCAAAGCAUCCAAUGACUCACCUUCCGAUUCCAAAGCAUCCAAGUACCCACCUCCUGACUCUGAAGCGUCCAAUGACCUGCCUCCCGACUGUGACGCGUCCAACGAUACACCACCUGAGAGUGACGACUACAGUGCCCUGCCCGCAGAGCCCAGUGUUUCCUACUUUGUUGACCCCGCUGUGGAGAAAGCUGUGAUGUCCUGCCUGCAGAAGGCCCGGGUUCAUGUCCACCGGGACUGCUUGAUGACCCACAUGAACGAUGGAGGUCAUCCUGAUCCUCUCAUGUCGGUAUCUUUCAGCACCGCCUCAGAACCUCUCCACCUGCCAUGCGGAGUGUUCAUCAACCUGUCCAAUAAAGGAGUGGACUACGACGCAUUCAGGAGCAUCAGCAGCUCCUUCCUGGUCUUUGACGGCCGGCUGGUCAUCGACGCCAUGUUUCACACCAACGACCCCUCAAUUUGGGGUGCUGGCCCGCUCACCAAAUUCUCUCGUUCGUACUACAGCGAGGAGUGGUCGCAUGCCAACUUCAACUCCAAAGAGGUGGGCCAGGAGUUGGCAGCCAUGUUGCUGACCCACUUCGACCCCACAUUGGAGCCGGUUGACGAGACACCAGGCGCCACCGACCGACUGGUUCCCAUCUACAAAAGUCCAAUGAUUCAAGGUGGGAAGUUACCGGGAAGAUUCAACUUUCUGCAUGUCACCAAACCAGCUGCCAGCAGCCAGUCAGGAACUUUUAUUGGACACGGUCGACACGUGGCGACAGGACAGGCGGAGAAGGGAGACUAUCUCUGUCUGCAUCUGGACCACAACGAGUUGGUGGAGACACUUACCUGUUUGUCCCUAAAGCCCCUUCCCGUCCCGAACCUCCUGUGUCUGUACGGCAAGCACCAGACGCUCCUGGGUCAGCUUCUGGUCCGUAUUGACCUGGGCCAGAUCCAGGACCUCUACAGUUUCUUCAAGCAAAGCUGGUGUCUGGCCAUCUUUCACGACCGCUUCUGUGACUUUGAGGAAGAGCUGGUUUACGUCACCUCAGCCAACACUCUCACUGAAAGCGAGUUGAAGCAAAUGGUUGCAGUGGAGGACAGCACUCAUCAUCAGGCUGUGAUGAAAGACGAUGCCAGUAAAGCAGCGCUCAGGAGGAGAGCUGCCAAAUAUUUGUCUUUCAACAGCAACCUGCUGCCCAUGUUCACCUGUCCUCUGGACUAAUGACAUCUCUGCACCAGAAUGAGCCCACUGACACUUCGAGUGGCUGCACCGGUCACAUGACCACAUGUCAUCUGAUCCUCAAUGAAGUUUCAUGCAGAUCACACUUUGACCUACUUGGACCCCGCCCCCCAAAAUACACAUGAUUGCACUCAGCACACGUCUGGACACACGACCCCAAAGUUACC